CGCUCGCCUGGAUUUCUGAUUUCUUUUAGGAUUGUUUAACAGUUUACCUUAUGAUUAGAUUAGGAUCACACUGAUAAUUUUUGCAAAUUUUCCCAGCAAAUUACAUCAGUUCUGUGUGGACAGUGGAGAAGUUAUAGAGGGAACUAGAUUGAAUUCCUGGGUGAUCAUGUGGCAGCAGCAGUUCGGCUUUCAACGUGACACCGAGCAGCAGCUCAAUGAGAAUCCGUAUGCUCGCGGUGAGCGCGGUCGUUUUCGUGGAGGACGGCGGGGGUAUCGUGGACGGCGCCGCAAUGGGCGACGUGGACGUGGUCCGACGGGCGUUCGUUCCACGGGAAUACGGACCCGUCGACCAGGUAUCCACGCUGGAAAAGGCCGGAGAAGUGGAUCUGCGCUGGGCACUGCAGCGGUUCUGUACGGAACAAAGUCAGCGGAAACUGCAGAUGGCAUUGGACGCUCAGGAACGCACUGAUCGCGAUGACUUGCAGGAAACCGCUAUCAAUAUGCGGGCUAUCCGCGAAACGAGCGGUCGGGAGUUGCUGCAAAUGGAGACAGCUGAGCGCUACUUUCAGGGCUUGGCCCAGCUGACCACUCAGGAGAUCUGCCGUGCAUACCCUGAAUACGAUUGGCGCUUUGUGGCACAGUCAAAGGACAUCCUCGAUGCACUGAUCGCGCAGGUGGACCAGAUCGGAUGCGAUGCCAAGGAGAUACUGCAGUUUGCCGAUGAUGCCUUGGAAAGCCGCAAACUGAAAGAAGUCAAAGUGGAGCAGACAGAUUUGCCAGGGAAAGCCCGAGCGGUUUACCGUUGCGCGAAUUAUCCGCUACACUGGAAUGGUGAUGAUACCGGUGGCAGUGCUGCUCGGCGUAUACUUUUUGCGGAAAUAGAAGUUAACUAUGUUAGACAUUUUGUUUUAAAUUGCGGAUAACUGGUUUUUACGUUAUCAGUGACUUAGACUCGGUGGAAAUACUGUAGUAAAUUACCAGGCACAACACCACAAACAAUGUUGGAAAUACUGUGUUGGUAUUCUGUAUUUUGUUAAUACUUGACUUACAGAUAUGUUUUUCACCUCUUUUAUAUUUUGAGCUUUGAUUUUUACUUGUGCUGUUGUUGAUAUGUAAUGUUUACCGGAUUUGAAAACGAGUCUCGUAAAAUAAUAUCGUCAUAAAA
Messenger RNA from Paramacrobiotus metropolitanus, 1165 nucleotides. RefSeq lists its product as uncharacterized. The transcript is spliced from 2 exons. Bases 216 to 923 code for a protein of 235 amino acids. NCBI's taxonomy places the organism in Eukaryota, Metazoa, Tardigrada, Eutardigrada, Parachela, Macrobiotidae. The record is from RefSeq and is a predicted model, not a curated record.